AUGUCUACCUGGGAAGCUCACAUGGACUCGGAGGCGCGCAAUCGGCUGCCGACUCUGUUUGAAGUGCUGAGUCGCCGCACUUUGGCCCCUGUCGAUCUCUUUUCCUUCUACAUUUACAUGCGCGACCAGCAACGUUCUGUUGACUACCUUGACUUCUGGCUCGAUGUCUCUCAACACAUGUCCCUUUGCCGCCACUAUGUCCGUGAACUUCGCCGCUCCGUGCUCGUCGCAACUCCCGACAUGGAGAGAGCAGACAGCAAACGAUCUUCCGCGAUGCUCGAGAACCUGGAGAACUUAGGUGAUAUUCCGAUGACGGAGGCUGGGCCUUCACGCCUGGCAGGUAACGAAAAAGAACGCGAUGCCGAUCAUCGCCUGUCUGCUUUCCUGCGGUCGGAAGGCCACACCUCAACCCACUCGCCCCAGAACAGCAUCGGAUCCGAAUCCGUUUACCAAACCCGCACCGAGUCGCCCGAUUUGCAACCACGUCCUAGCUCCGGUACUCACAAUGGUGACGACUCCAACUCUCCCGGUCACACCGUUGCCCGUAACGAUAUCCGCGCCAGCGCCGAAAAGAUUCUCUACACUUACUUGCUCCCUGGAUCUGAACGCGAAAUUGUCUUGCCUGAAACAAUGGUCUCGACUAUAAUCAACCUGAUUGAAGAUGACGGUCGUGAUGAUCCGCAGGUGUUUGACCCUGCCAAGGACUACGUUUUUCAAGCUAUGGAGCGCGAUGCUUUCCCAGGUUUCUUGCAGGCCAAGGCCCUGGGCAAUCUUGUGCCACUGAGCAUUAUUUUGCGUCUGGCCUUUGCUCUGAUCAGCUUCGGUGGCGGGUUCUGGGGAGCCUUCUAUGUUGUUCUGCGCAACAAGCCUCGGCACAUUCGUUGCUGGGUCAUUCUUCCCUUUGCUGUUGCGGCCUACUUCAUCGUCUCGUACCAGUAUAAGAUUGAUCCCGUCAUGGCGUUUAUUGCUUACAGCGAAUACACCUUUAUGAACUGGGCACCGAUUCGCGAACCCUAUGUUCGCAAACUGCUGAACAAGCGCGCUAUCGUCACUGCGGCCGUUGCCUUCCUCACAGCUGCUGCCUUGAGUAUUCUGUUCAUCUUCGUUCCUGGUACCAUGAUGUGA
Molecule: messenger RNA, 1125 nt
Organism: Penicillium verhagenii
Lineage: Eukaryota; Fungi; Ascomycota; Eurotiomycetes; Eurotiales; Aspergillaceae
Gene: rgsB
Exons: 2
Coding region: 1-1125 (374 amino acids)
Biological process (GO): intracellular protein localization
Cellular component (GO): plasma membrane
Source: RefSeq, a predicted model, not a curated record